Gastrolobium bilobum is the source of this 1321-nucleotide messenger RNA. RefSeq names its product probable methyltransferase At1g29790. Gene Ontology annotation, molecular function: methyltransferase activity. The transcript has a single exon. Bases 42 to 1310 code for a protein of 422 amino acids. The record is from RefSeq and is a predicted model, not a curated record. NCBI's taxonomy places the organism in Eukaryota, Viridiplantae, Streptophyta, Magnoliopsida, Fabales, Fabaceae.
CUUCUCUCCCUCUGUGAGGACAAGACAAGAGUUGGAGCAAGAUGGGUUCUGUUUCUCUGAAAAUAGGGGAUGGAACAGCCAGAUUCAAAAGAGCAACUCUGUGUUCUUCAGCAGUUAACAUUCUCAUGAUAUGCUCCAUUAUCACCACCAAUCUUUUCGCUCUUUAUGCUUUCACUGCUUCCCCUAAAGACCAUCACACCCAGCUACUUCACAAUGCCCAAAAGAACUUCUCUCUCAUCUCAGAGCAGGUCUCGCUUAUACUGAGAGAGAUUGAUUUAUCUCAGAAGAAAUUGGCCCAGAUAGAAAAAAAGCUUCUUGGCUAUGAAAGCAUUGAUCUUUCCAGACCCAAUAUUGCUAAUGAACUCAAACUCUUUCUCCAACGCCACCAGCUCCCUCUGGGCAAAGAUUCCAAAACUGGAAUCACUGAAAUGGUGGCAUCUGUUGGCCAUUCCUGUGAGAAAUCUGCUGACUUGUUGUCUCAGUACAUGAAUUACAAAGUUUAUGGACCCUGCCAAGAUGAUUGGAUUGUAGCACAGAAACUGAUCUUGCGAGGUUGUGAGCCUUUGCCAAGAAGGAGGUGUUUUGCUAAGUCUAUUUCUAAGGUAGGCCUUAACCCUUUUCCCACCUCACUUUGGAAACCUGUUGCAAAUAAGACUGUUAAUUGGAGUGGUCUCAGUUGUAAGAAUUUUGAAUGUUUGAAUGGCAAGAAGUUUUUAACAAGAGAUUGCAUUGGUUGCUUUGAUUUGGUUAAUGGGUACGAUAAUCAGAGGUUUAUCAAGUCUAGGAGCAAGAAUGAUUUUCUCAUUGAUGAUGUGUUAGCCUUGGGAAGUGGUGGAAUUAGAAUAGGGCUUGAUGUUGGAGGUGGUUCUGGUGGAUCCUUUGCUGCUAUAAUGGCUGAUAGGAAUGUCACAGUGAUUUCCAACACUCUGAAUAUCGAUGCCCCAUUCAGUGAAUUCAUUGCUGCAAGAGGGCUUUUUCCUCUUUUCUUAAGCUUAGAUCAUAGGUUCCCAUUCUAUGACAAUGUGUUUGAUUUGGUUCAUGCUGCAAGUGCCUUGGAUGUUGGAGGGAAGCCAGAGAAGUUGGAGUUUUUAAUGUUUGACAUUGAUCGCAUUUUGAGGGCUGGUGGUUUGUUUUGGCUUGAUAACUUCUAUUGUGCCGAUGAAGAGAAGAAAAAGGCAUUGACUCGGUUGAUUGAACGGUUUGGAUAUAAAAAGUUGAAAUGGGUUGUGGGAGAAAAGACAAAUAGUCUUGAAUCAGGCAAAUCUGAAGUUGUCUUAUCUGCUGUCCUUCAGAAGCCUGUAAGGGUUUAAAGCUUCAUACA